Messenger RNA from Cuscuta europaea, 2930 nucleotides. The record is from the annotation of a GenBank genome assembly. Lineage: Eukaryota; Viridiplantae; Streptophyta; Magnoliopsida; Solanales; Convolvulaceae.
CUGAGUUUGAUUUUGAUCAAAGGGGCGGCUAGUUUGGAAGUAACCAUGCUUCUUCCUAUUCUUUCCCAAACAGAUAGUCCAUUUUCUCCAGCUCACCCAAACAGUCCCCCCAACCAACAAACGAUCAAGAAUGAGAAGCGCCGGCAAACAACAUUUUUACACACUCCGUCGCUUCCUAAUUUUCCAGUUUAUCAUUAUCCGUAAUAUUUCGGUAGCUCUAGCCGUCGACACCAUAACGCCGGCGCAACCACUCGCCGGUAACCAAACCUUAGUUUCCUCUGGCGGGCUAUUCGAAUUAGGAUUCUUCACCCCCCGUGGCUCCGAUAAAAUCUACGUCGGGAUAUGGUACAAGCAAAUCAAAGACAAGACCGUCGUCUGGGUCGCAAACAGAGACGGCCCUCUCUUCAAUUCCGGCGGAAUCUUGAAAAUCGACGACGACGGAAACAUCUACCUACUCGACAACUCCGGGAAUUCCACAUGGUCAACGGCAAGUCAAUUGGGGCGGAAGAACACGGUCGCGCAGCUGCUCGAUUCCGGGAAUUUCGUUCUCCGGCAAGAACACGACGAGAAGAAUUAUUUAUGGCAGAGCUUCGACUACCCGACGGACACUCUGCUACCGGGUAUGAAGCUGGGCUGGGAUUCAAGAUCCGGGUUGAACCGUUUCAUCACAUCAUGGAAAAGCUCCGACGAUCCGUCGGAGGGGGCGUACACCUUCAAGGUAGACCUCAAUGGCUUGCCGGAGUGUUUCUUAAGAGACAGAGACGCCGUCGAUUACCGAAGCGGGCCGUGGAACGGCCUGCGAUUCAGCGGCGUCCCAGAAAUGAUGCCCACCAAACUCAUAACAUUUUCAUUUGAGAUAACAGAGGAUUCCGAAUACUACAUAUUCGAGCUUCACAACAGAACUCUGUAUUCAAGAUUAAUGGUGACCCACGAAGGCGCUCUGGAGAGGUACGCGUGGAUUCCGACGACCAAGAUUUGGAACAAAUUCUGGUACGCCCCGAAAGACCAGUGCGACAACUACCGGGUCUGCGGCGCGUUCGGGAUAUGCAAUAUAACCAUGUCGCCGCUGUGUCAAUGUCCGCCCGGGUUCCGGCCGCGAAACCAACAGGCGUGGGAUCUCCGGGACGGCUCCGACGGCUGUUACCGGCACGAUGAGCUGGAUUGCGAGAAAGACGGAUUUUUGACAUUCAAUUAUAUGAAGCUGCCUGACACGUCGAGGACCUUCGUGGACAGGACGAUGGGUUUAAAUGAAUGCAGGGAAAUGUGCAAGAAGAAUUGUUCCUGCACGGCUUAUACGACCGCGAAUGUGUCCGACGGCGGCUCUGGAUGUGUCAUUUGGACGACGGAGCUUAUUGACAUGCGGCAGUACGCGGCGGUUCAAGGCGGCCAGGUACUGUACAUCCGUUCGGCUGCCUCCGAUGUAGAACAAGGUGGAGGAGAUGGAUCUGGGGGUUCUUCUGCCAAGACAAAACAAAUAGUUUUAGCAUGUGGCCUUGCAGUUGCUGCUGCUCUUGUUCUGUGUGCAGUAAUCUCAAUGCUGCUAUUGCGCUCGAGAAGGAAACGAAAAUUAUCACGUAGAGUUGUUACACUAAGAAAUGCAGACCUUAGAAGUUCACGUGACAGAAGUCAAGAUCUUCUUGUGAACACCGGUAUGAUCCCAAGUAGAGGAGAGUAUUCGGGGGAGACUAUGAUGACAGAUGAUUUUGAAUUACCAUUGUUCGACUUUAGCUCCAUUGUUAUGGCUACUGACAACUUCGCCGAUGCAAAUAAGUUAGGUCAAGGUGGUUUUGGUUGCGUCUACAAGGCAGUGAUGGAUGAAGGUCUUGAAAUAGCAGUGAAGAGACUAUCAAGGAAUUCAGGUCAAGGAGUGGAAGAAUUUAUGAAUGAACUUAGAUUGAUUGCAAGGCUCCAACAUAGAAAUCUUGUUCAAGUUCUUGGAUGUUGUGUUGAUAUGGAAGAGAAAAUACUAAUAUAUGAAUACAUGGAAAACAAGAGCUUGGAUUCAACUUUAUUUAACAAGCAAAAAAGCUCAAUGCUAACCUGGAAAACACGGUUCAACAUCAUAAGUGGAGUAGCUCGCGGGCUUCUAUACCUUCACCAAGAUUCAAGAUUUAGAAUAAUCCAUAGAGACCUUAAAGCUAGCAACAUUCUUCUCGAUAAAGAAAUGAACCCCAAAAUAUCUGAUUUCGGGAUGGCAAGAAUUUUCGGCGGAGAUGAGGGUGAAACAAGUAAUACUAAGAGAGUAGUAGGAACAUACGGUUAUAUGUCUCCUGAGUAUGCAAUGGAUGGGCUAUUCUCGGUCAAAUCUGAUGUUUUCAGCUAUGGAGUUCUCGUGUUAGAAAUUGUGACAGGGCAGAAAAACCGAGGGUUUUACAAUCAAAACAAUGAGGAAAACCUUCUUGGACAUUGUUCAAAGCUAUGGAGAGAAGGAAGAUGGUCAGAGUUAGUGGAUCCAAUCAUAGGAGAGUCUUACUCUCAAAGUGAAGUGAUGAGAUGCAUUCAAGUUGGAUUGUUGAGUGUGCAAGAGAUGGCAGAAGACAGGCCAAAUAUGGCAAAUGUGGUGUUAAUGUUGGGCAGUGAAAGCGCGACACUUCCCGAACCUAAAAAUCCGGGGUUUUGUAUGGGACAAAGACCUACAAAUAUGGAAUCAUCUACUAGUAAUAAUUAUGAGGAGAGUUGUACUGUAAAUCAAGUCACAGUUACUAUCCUAGAUGGCCGCUAACCCUGUUAGAAAUAAUUCAAGGAAGGUUUGGUAAAUUGGGAGGCUAAAUUAGAAAUAAUAUGGAACAUAUAUUUGAACAAAUGGGAAGACUCUUCUUAUGAGAACAACUCAAAUUAGUUUGAUUUACUAUAUACAAAGCGGUGUAGGAAAGCUCUUUUUAUACUAGUACAAGAGUAUCUAUAUUCUUCUACAAUUAAUUCAUUCUGCA